Messenger RNA from Diprion similis, 1900 nucleotides. RefSeq names its product protein nessun dorma (gene nesd). Bases 148 to 1791 code for a protein of 547 amino acids. The record is from RefSeq and is a predicted model, not a curated record. NCBI's taxonomy places the organism in Eukaryota, Metazoa, Arthropoda, Insecta, Hymenoptera, Diprionidae. Gene Ontology annotation, biological process: male meiosis cytokinesis; spermatogenesis. The transcript is spliced from 5 exons.
CUUUGGGAUACCAGUUGCAUACUUUUGGUCAAUGGCGUUUUGUUAUUUUAGCAAUUUCAGUAGCAUAUUAGUAAGAGUUAUUUUAACGUGAAUAUAUUUCAAUUGAGUGAGCCAAACUCAGCUAUCAGAGUGAAACAGACGCUAGAGAUGUCCAUGGAAAUAUAUGCUUUUGAUAAAAGCCUGCAGGAGCGGCUGGUCGAAUAUUCAGAAAUAUUAUCAGCAGGUGAAAAGGUAAUUCCAGCAUCUCAGAUUCACUCCGAAUGGUCCUGCUAUGUUGAACUGGUGAUAGAACCUGUUGGUUGGCGUGCCCUAUGGAAAAUUCCAAGGCUGACCUGUCAGGACUUUGAAAUCCAUUAUCCUACAAUUGUUGUAGUCGAGGUUGAGAAUGUGGAUUUCCAAGAAUUAUCUGCACUUGUAAAAAUAGUGGCUGUUCAAGAUGAGAUACAGCUUCCUGAAAAGUAUGACGUUCCACUGAACGAGUUAUACCCAACUCAUCACCAAGAGAAUACGGUCCUUGAUAUGAUUGGUACAGCUAACUGCAUCGAUCAGCUAAGAUUCUUUUUCAAUUAUCUUUGGAUGCCUUGGGACACAGAUGACGAUGACGACACCGACUGGGUUUCGCUUCAUUUGGAGCCAAGAAUAAGAUUAUUUUUUGAUAUGAAACGUGGGGUUGUCAGUAAAGAAACUUGCGAUAUUAUUAGAAGCUUGACCAGAGAAGGGAGAGAUAUUCAAGCAAAGAUCACAAGGCUUGAGGAAGAUAUAUCGGACGAAGAAGAGGAUCAGGAUCGAGUGCUUAACGACGGAAAAGCCUGCCAGUUAAUGAAGCUCCAUUUUCGACUACAACAGAUUAAAACCGAGAUGGAAGUUUUAGAAAAUCCUGUUAUGAGGGAAGUCCUCACCAGAAAUAAAGGCUCGAACUUGUCAGAUAAAGAAGUUAACAGACGGGAAGGCAGAGGGACGAGAUCUGAAGGAUACUUUGUUUGGCUCGGAGGAUCUGUUCAAGACAUGAUCUCAUCUUUGAGCAAUGUUCAGACAAUCUUUGGCCCUGAUAUGUUUUUGAAAACUUCGAAUUGCCUGCAAGAGGCACUGGAUGCUUCUGAAGCAGGUGAUAUAGUAGUUCUUGGUGAAGGGGAACACUCAAUCAGAGGCGCUGGAGGCCUGGAGGAAGGAGGCAAAUUCAAGGGGCUCGGCAGGCUGGCAGAUACAGUUAUCUGUGGAAGGGAAACCGAAUGUGGACCAUCCUUGAUGGAUUUUUCAGGCGGAGUGAUACAUUUAGAGGGCGUCUCCAUUCAAUUAGGCGAUCUUCAGAUGGGUUUGCUAGCUCGCAAAGGAACGGUCCAACUCACUGGGUGCAGGAUUUUCGACACCAAUAAAAGCGUUAUCAAACUGGGCACUGUAGUUCUGCCUGGAGCUAAAUUAAUCGCCGAAAAUACAAGUUUCGAAGGGCUUGGAACUGCAAUUGUAAUUCAUUCAGGAGGCAGUGUUACGUUGAAUGAAUGCUACUUCAACGAGUGUGUCGAAGGUAUUCAGAUGCACGAUAAUUCCAGUUUGGCUGUAACUAAUUGCGCAUUAUCGAAUUUCAAAGAGCACAGUAUACGCAUGGAAACUCAAAAGUACGUAAAUGGCACCGAGGGAAAGAUUGGGAGUAGUGAAUUGCUGCAAAAUGUCUCCGAAAUUACCACCAAAGAUUGUCAAUUUGAGAACAAUGGUAAGGGUGAUAUUUUAUUUCAAGCUAAACCGUCCGCGGCACUUUUCGCUAAACAAGAGGGUAGUACGAACAUGGUGUCUUAAAUAUAUUAUGAAGGUGAAAAUAUGUCGUAGAUGCAUUUAUAUUCCUGCACAGCAAUUUCCAGAGUACAUUGUGACAAAGAAUUUUUACAAAGUAUAUCAGAUAUAUUCG